AUGGUACUUUUGGAAAUCAUAUCAGGGGCUAGGAAUUCAUCUGGAACAGACAACACUAGGAACAACUACUCUGCUAAAUUUUUCCCAAUUCAAGCUAUCCACAAGCUUCAUGGGGGUGAUGUGCAGAGUUUGGUGGAUCCAAAUUUGCAUGGUGACUUCAAUUUAGAAGAGGUUGAAAGGGUUUGCAAGAUUGCAUGUUGGUGUAUCCAAGAUAAUGAAUUUGAUCGACCGAUGAUGGGUGAAAUGGUACGUGUUCUCGAGGGUCUACAGGAGAUUGACAUGCCCCCGAUGCCAAGACAACUUGCGGCUAUGACGGAACAAUAUGGUGCAACCUCUUCAAUAUACAUAGUAAACAGUCACAGUCGAUGUGACUAA
Triticum turgidum subsp. durum (durum wheat) is the source of this 375-nucleotide messenger RNA. Lineage: Eukaryota; Viridiplantae; Streptophyta; Magnoliopsida; Poales; Poaceae. The record is from the annotation of a GenBank genome assembly.